AACUACUGACAAAAGGUGGCGCUUCAUAAAGUUUACACAGUACAGCUGGUCGGAUCGGAUCGAUCCCGUGGAAAUUUGAAUCGAACUGAGUAAGAAACAGCGUCGUGGAAGGUACAAGACAAACUCUUCAUCAAUUAAGAUGUUCUAGGAGGACAAUCUACAAUGAGUAACCACGGAGAUCCCUGCAUUGUGAAGCUGUGCGCUGCUACGAACAACAGUAGCUCCGAGGACAUGGCGUCUUCGACGUCCACAACGACCGAUGGAGAUGACGACCUCCCGACCUUUGAGCACUGGUAUUGCACGGGGACCUCCUCCCCAAGAGAUGACACAGACCACACCUCCUUGGUGGUGGAAGCAUCCAGCUCAUCGCACUCUCUAGGUGAUUUGCCUUUCGGGGGUGCCGUGAUGAUGGAUCUACCCAAUAUCCUUGUCCCUUCAUCGCAACCCAGUGGCUCUACCGUCCCCCUCCUUGGAAUGGAAGAUUCCACUGCCAAACUGAGUCCAAUGCAAGGACAGUUUGAUCAGGAUGAUUCCAAGGUGCAAUGCGAGGGAGGGACGAAAGACAAGAAAAGUGAGGGAUCAUCUGGUAUGGAGCUCAGCGUAUCCUCAUCAAACCAGCUGGAAAUUCUGAACAAUUUACAGUCUGAGCUGGAAGAGACGAGAGCAGCUCUGGAAAUGACUGAGAGACAGCUGACACAGAAGAUGAAUGACAACGAUGAGGCGGCCAAAGAGAUUGAUACCGCCUGGAAGAUGGUUAGACAAUUGCAGAUGGAGAGAACCAAGCCAAUGCUACGAGGUCAAAAGAAUUCCAAGUUAUUACUACACAUCCUACAUCAAAUAGAGCAAGAAGGUGGGCCAGAGGGGGCGUGGCUAAGCCAGGAGGGACUGGAGGGGGCACUCCUCCAUCUCUACAUUGCUAGGGAAGAUGCUAUCAUGGCAAAGAAGCUUGCUCAGGAACAAGUCCAGGAAAUAUCCCAGCAGUAUCAGUCGAUGCGAGGCAAACUCCAGUGUUUGACAGCUGGCCUACAAGGUUUACUCGGCAAGCCAAUGGAGGAGGGGGCACUGACCUUUGACCUGGAGGUCAUAGGUCAAGAGGAUACCCCUGGCAGAGCGACAGAGCGGGACGAGCUUUGCUUCACUUUGCUCGAGCAACUGAAGAGCAAGUUGCACUCACAGGACUUGCAAGCCACUCGUUGGCAGAUGAUGACGUCCCAACUACGCCGAGAGUUGGAGCAAUCCAGACAACGAUGUGAAGCUAAGAUGGACACUCUGUGUCAGGUGGAAGACGAGUGUCGGAGGAGGACUGAGGAGGCAGAGUCUGGGAGACUUAAGGAGAGGAAACAAGAUCAGUUGAUCCAGGCACUCACAGCAAAGAUGGCAGAGUGCGACAGAGAGAAUGCAACAUCUCAGAAAAUCCACAGUGAGCUAGAGGGUCGCAUCAGCCGACUGUCGGAGCAGCUUCACAGAACUCUCAAAGAGCAUGAAGAGAACCUCAAAUGCCAGCAAAAGGUCAUUUCGCUGGAGGAGCAGCUUAAAAUUGCCAAGACAACCUGCAAUGAAUUAUGGGAACAACAACAUGACAUUGCCUCUCAGCUUGCUUCUAAGACAACAGAACUUGAACAACUACAAAAUAGCUCAUCUAAUGGGACCAAUGCUACAGAUGGUAUGCAUGCUGGUUGUUCUCAUGACGAUCCAUCCAUAAACUGUGAUCAGCCAAUCAGUACCAACGCAAUGGAGGAGAUUCGUGAGCAGUUUGCUAGGCAUAUGACCCUCGCUGAGGAGCUGGAGACUGAACGACAGAAAUCCUACCAACUCAGGAAUGCAAGGCUGGCUAGUGAUGAGUCAGCAUGCUUGAAUGUGAGAACGGAGCUAUCCAAGGAGCGUGAAGCUUUGCAAGAAGGACAGAAGAAACAGGAGAUGGCCCAGCAAAAACUGGAGGAAGAAAAACGAUCGCAGGAAGAACGCGUCCAGAAAAUGACUGAAUCGUUGUUGGAGGUGAGCCAAGUCCGAGGCCAUUUGACCUCUGACCUGAGCCAAUCCCAGCAUGAAGCUGAGAAGUUCAGGAGACAGCUGGUGGCAGCAUCCACUUCCCUGGAGUACGAGAAACAAGCCAGAGAGACCAUACAAGUCAAGUUUGACAAGUCAGAGGAGCAGGUAUCCCAGAUGCAACACCAGCUGACAACGCUCCAGCGAGAUUACCAACUGACCAUUCAGAAGUGUGCUGAGGCUCAGAGACAGGUGGCUGUCAUCCAAUCAGAGCGAGACAAAUACAGAGAGGAAUACGUGAGGGUUUCUGAGGAAUUGAAAAAGACGUCCGAGGCAUUGCAGGGCUUGGAGCGCCAGACCUCCGUUACUAUGGCAACCCGGGAGCUUGAAGCCAACGCCAAGCUGACCGAGAAGGCCAUCUUGAAUUCAGACCUGGCCAGGAGAUUGGAGACUGUGACCGGCGAAUGGAAUGAACGGAACGAAAAGAUCAAAAGCUUGGAAGAAAAACUGAAAGAGUACGAUCAGACAUUGGCGGAUCUGCGAACAGCAAAAAGUUGUUGUGAGCAGUUGCAAUCCCACGUUGCUCAACUACAAUCUGACUUAGCCACAUCCCAGUCAACCCUCCAAGAAUUAACAGCUCUGAGACAACAGCAAGAAGCGGAUUUAGACACCACACAGGAGGAGCUGAACAGCGCCCUCGCUGGGCAGACUGCACUCACCAAGAAGCUGAAGAAGCAGAAGGUGGGGUCAGAGAGCACCCUCAGGGGUCUGGAAGAGGAGAGGGAUGUCCUGACCAAUAAGCUCACAGAGGCAACCAAGAAUCUAGCCAACAUACAGCAGCAGUUGAAGGCAGCCUUGGACAGCAAACUGCAUCUCAUACAGGACAAGCACAAACUGCGCGAAACCUGCAACGCAUUGGAAGAACAGAGCAAACUGGACCAAGAUCAGCUACAGAGGGCGCUCUGCAAAGCAGACAACCUCACACAGCAAUUGGAGGAAGAGACAAAGAUCAAGAGUGAGUGUCAAGAAUGUUUAACUGAAGCAACAACGAGCUUGGCAUCGAUGAAGAUAGAGGUCAAGGAGGAAGGGUUAAAGGUCACGACCCUGUCCACUGAGGUGUAUGCUCUGAGGGACACGGCACGUUGUCAGAAGAAUCAAAUCGUGGAGCUGACUAGCCAGGUUCAAGAACUGCAGUUGGAACUACAAUCUGCAAUCCACAAACAUGAUCUCCAGUACAACAAACUGAUGUCAUCCUCGGAGAAAACAAUAUCUGAACUCGAGAAAACAUGUGAAAAACAAGAGGAGCAACUCAAAGAUGUUUGUAAAGAGAACAGCAAAAUACAGGCAGAACUAAAUCUCCUCAACAAUGCAUUUUCUAAGAAGCGAUGUGAAUACAACCGGGCCCUCCUUGUGCUCCACAAGGCUGAGAUGAAAGAGAAAGAAAUGAUGAGCGUCAUCCAUCAGUUGGAAGGACAGUUGGAUGUCGAGAAGAACGUCCAAGACCAACUCAACAAGAGCUGUGAGAGUCACGAAGCUGAGCUGCAGAGACUACGGAAGACAGCGAAGGACAAAAAGCAAAAUAUGGAAGAGCUGAAAAACACCAUGGAAUGUAACACAAAGAUUGAGCUGCAGCACAUCAAAGCAGAACUCACUCGGGAGAUAAUCAACAAGAUUGAGAUCUCGCCACAGAAAGAAAACCAAAGUAAUGCAGACAGGUCAAAGGAAUGUAUCCAAGAGCUUGAAGCUCAGGUGUCCAAGUUGGAAGGUCUGCGAUCCGUGGACAAGCUCACCAUAGCAUCACUGACAGAGGAUCUGAACAAACUACAAACAUUUCUAGCUAAGCAGAAAGGAGCAUUGCUCAAACGCAAAUCCCAUGCUAAACCAAGGAAAGAUGAUAUCAAAGCAGCUCUUGCAAAAGCCCAUGUGAGGGCGCUGUCUAUGAACUUGGCCGACAACUACCCCACUGUACAGUCGCCGCUCUUCGGCAACGCAGAAUGGUUUGACACCGGCAAGGCAUCGUCACCAAAGAAAAAGCCUAGUUACGGUUACUGGGAGACCAAAUCCACGGACUCCAUAGCAACCAGUAGCGAUGAGUACUCAUCUUGAAGUGAACAUUAAAACAAACAAAUAAACAAUCAAACUGAAGCUUAGAUCACCAAAGGGCUCUGUUGUCAGAAAAUAUCCUGUGAAACUAUAAAAAGAGGC
Patiria miniata (bat star) is the source of this 4191-nucleotide messenger RNA. RefSeq names its product golgin subfamily A member 4-like. Bases 163 to 4092 code for a protein of 1309 amino acids. Lineage: Eukaryota; Metazoa; Echinodermata; Asteroidea; Valvatida; Asterinidae. The transcript has 23 exons. The record is from RefSeq and is a predicted model, not a curated record.